This is a messenger RNA of Morchella importuna, 369 nucleotides long. RefSeq lists its product as uncharacterized. The record is from RefSeq and is a predicted model, not a curated record. The coding region runs from base 1 to 369 and encodes 122 amino acids. The transcript has 3 exons. NCBI's taxonomy places the organism in Eukaryota, Fungi, Ascomycota, Pezizomycetes, Pezizales, Morchellaceae.
AUGGCUUCAAUUGCUAAAGGCAGAAGAGCGAAGCUCGCAAGCAACGUGACUUCUUGUCAGGGGAUUUAUGCCAAGAACGUCCCGCGCUGGUCGCGUUUGGGCUGGUCCCAAUUCGAACACACCAAAAUGAACAAUCAAGAGCUAGGAAAGUGGAAAUCUGUGAAUCUGAGUCCUCGGUGUUUUUCUCGAUUUGUUAAUUCCUGUCUCAUUCGUCCAAGGGAUAAGAAGGAUUGUCCUCCCCAUGAAAAUUUACUGCUUUUUACUGGAAGGAGUUCUCUAAUAUGGGAGUUUGGGGGCAAAAUUACGCCCAAGGUUUAUUUGCCAGUGGUAAAAUACUACUACACAAAGGAUUUGCAAUCCUUCAUGUGA